AUGGUGUCUACCAAACAGCCUAAUUUGUGGGCAGCCGAGUGGAGUUCAUUUGUAGCUGCCACUGUCUUCAUUAUCCUCCGACUCGUGAGUAGAAGACUUACAAGGGUGGGGCUUUGGUGGGAUGAUUACUUUGCUAUUGGCUGUUACUUCUCUGCCAUCGCAUGGGCUGUUAUAUUAAUGCUCUUUGAACAUACGUAUACUUUCAACAUCAGUUUUGCCAAGGCUUCGCUGUUGUUCUUUUACUGGCGCAUGUUUCGUGUUGCAAACAUCAAGAUUGCCGUGUACACCUUGCUCACUCUUACCGCAUUAUGGGCCAUCUCUCGAUUCGUAUUUAACGAUAUCCAAUGCAUACCCACCCAAGCCUUCUGGGAGCUCAGCAUGAGACCAAAUGCUACUUGUUUUGUUCAAACCAACAAGUAUAUCUUUGGUAGCGUCCUUUCUCAUAUCAUCUUGGAUCUUUUGAUUAUAAUUCUACCCAUAUUGCAAAUCAAGAAGCUUCAGUUACCUUGGUUGCAAAAGUUUGGAAUCCUUUUAAUGUUUGCAGUUGGUACUUUGGUGUGUAUAAUUGGAUUGGUCGUUAGCACUAUUGGUCUACACAUAGAUCCAAAGUCACAAGAUCUGUCAUGGGCUAUAGCUGAUACCAUUACCUGGGCAACAGUAGAGAUUAAUCUACUCACUCUGUCUACAUGCCUACCAACUAUUCGACCUGCUUGCCUCUACUUUGGAUCACGCCUGGGCAUCAACACGGCACAGUCCCUCACUGCCAAUAGCUUUGGUCAAAGUCACUCACGACCAAUUCCCAACAAGUCGAUUCGUCUCUCCGCAAUGCCCAAGGAUGAGACCAGUUCUACGUCUGAGCUUGCUAUUCUCACAAAGCAGCAGAUAUAA
Fusarium subglutinans is the source of this 888-nucleotide messenger RNA. RefSeq names its product L-fucose permease. The record is from RefSeq and is a predicted model, not a curated record. The transcript is spliced from 7 exons. The coding region runs from base 1 to 888 and encodes 295 amino acids. NCBI's taxonomy places the organism in Eukaryota, Fungi, Ascomycota, Sordariomycetes, Hypocreales, Nectriaceae.